Messenger RNA from Cantharellus anzutake, 1256 nucleotides. RefSeq lists its product as uncharacterized. The transcript is spliced from 4 exons. Lineage: Eukaryota; Fungi; Basidiomycota; Agaricomycetes; Cantharellales; Hydnaceae. The record is from RefSeq and is a predicted model, not a curated record. Bases 41 to 1171 code for a protein of 376 amino acids.
GUGGACGGAACCCGCCAUUUACUCGAGACUUCAAACAGGAAUGGAAAAAUCCUCCCUACGUGUGGAAUCAGCUACGAUAAGUGCGGAUACAGUGCAGCCUCAAAUCGGGAAGGGCCUUGGGCUCAAGUCCAUACUGCGGGAAAGGAAUUUGGCUGAUUGGCUUGACCGCCCAGCUGUUGAAUACGUCAAGUUUAACCGCCUCUUCUGGCAUUCGUUCUCCGAGCCCUACAUUCUGAGGGCUAGUAUAGCAUCCCGCAUCCGCUCACCCGUGGCGUAUGAAAGUCUGCCCCCGGAGCUUAACGCACUCAGACGGGGGUUCGAGCAGGAGGAACUCGUGGCCCUCCCGCGUGCCACCUCUUAUAGAAGUCUCUUGAGUCUCAACUUAAGUGUUGCCUUUGCCACAUCCUACCAUAAAGUCGAAAAGUUCGAGACAAUUUGCGGCGAUGGCAGCGAAGGGCUAAACAACCCGGACGGCCCUGGAUGGCCUCCUCUCAAUGCAAGCAUUCUAGGGACCACGUGGACUUUCGACUCGGACAACCAUGUAUUGAUAAACCACAUAUUUCGUGGCUGGCAUCGGCCUAAAGAGUUCACGAACCCUGGUGGAACUUUUGCAACUCUUGGAUUCAGUCCUGUCGGCUCUGUCUCGCACUUUAGCUCUUUAUCAUGUAUCGGUGGUACUCAGAUCCCUGUGGGCGUCGCAGUUGACAUUGCAUCACGCGGCCCUGUAAAUCGCCAACAGAAGCCGUAUCGACAAGAAGAUAUCAUCGCUCGAACGGCAUUAGUAGCGGCAAACCUACCAGCGUUGACCCUGAUGGCAUUGGCAAGUUGUCGCAUUGAUGCUGAUGGAAAUUUUGUGCAUCAACCGCUUCCGGAAGCCUUUGUCUUUGGCGUAGCUAUCUUGACCGAAGAAGUAAUGGUCGAACUGUUUACUCCGUAUUUCGACGAGGGGUCAAAGAUCUGGAAGAUAUACUGUUCUUCCUUCAGUUCAAUUGCCUUUGGUGACCUUACGUUGGCUCGCAUGCGACCGCAUUUCCUUUUUGUAGAAUUCCUCAACUUGAUAUCUGGGAUCCAUAUCCAUCACCAAAAUGUAGCGCGCACGCUCACCGAGCAUAAGUGGGAGGACCAUGUUUUGGCGGUGUUAUCCAAGCCUGAGCCAUCUUCCGUCAACUAGCACUAGUUUUCCACAUGAUGCGAUGUAUCAAAAACGAUGACUUAACAACUGAUCGUCACAUGCCGGACUCUUGUUGUAUUGCGCC